CUCCCACUAGUACGACUAGGAAAGAUAUCAAAAUGGCUCAUUAUAAACUUUUGUCAGUUGGAUGUUUAUAUUUUUUCAUUUGUCAGUGUUUUGCAGCGAUUGUGAAUUCCGGUGCGCAUCCUCACUUUAGUUACAACUCUUUCCGCCGUUACGGACCCAUCAACUGGUUUCGGAUCUGGUCUUCGUGUGCGGGAGAUCGACAGUCCCCAAUAAACAUCGACACCGCAAGUACGUCCAUCAAUGAAACCAUGCACAUACAUUACGACCACUUAAGCAGGACGAUUCCUGGGAAACUCACCAACAAUGGUCACGUGCCAGUGUUUUCGUUUGCGGAUCAGCAGAGGCCGGUACUGACGGGGGUCCCUCAUCAUGAACAUGACAGGUACCUGCUGGAACAAAUACAUCUUCACUUCCAGAAGGACAGCCGGACAGGAUCGGAGCAUACGGUGGACAAACAGUUCUACUCUGGAGAGUUCCACCUUGUCCACUACAACAGUAAAUACGGCAACUUUAGCGCUGCAGUGAAGCAGCCGGAUGGCCUCGCUGUCAUCGCUGUUUUCCUCAAGGACCUGGGUCGACCUGCCCCAAUGCAUGUCGAGGAGCUGUUGGUGGAGACGGAAGAGACGCACUCUGCCCAUGCCUCGCUUGCUUUGACCAUCAACCCGAGCGAAUUCCUGCCAGAACGAUGCGAAUUCUACACCUAUCCAGGUUCCCUGACCACGCCAGGUUGCGAAGAGUCCGUCACGUGGAUCGUCAUGGCAACACCGAUGUCCAUUCCCGAUGUCGACAUGGACAGGUUACGGGAGAUGAAGGAUAUUCACGGGAACCCCAUCGCCCAGGACGGCAACUGUAGGCCCCGACAACCUCACGGAGCCAGGAUUGUGGAGGCCAACUUUGCCGCCAAAACUGGUCAUAAAAAGCUGGCGUACACCACUACGUCGUUGUCAGAGAAGAACAGUGAUAGUUUGGCAGAGAAGGAAGGACACUAGUGAUCGCUUGGUUGGUCACGGAAGGACAAGUUAUAGUUUGGGUUAUUCUCGAGUGGAUAUUUGUAAGUCACGGAAAGACAAUAGUGUCGUUAAAUUCAUGGAAGGGCCAGUGGUCACGAUCCUCAAUGAGAGCAUUCUUAAUAUUUUAAAUUAUAUUUAUAUUACUUUGUACAAAAACAGUGGAUAGUGCAAUCUUGUUUUCAAUAAACUAUUUUAUGUUGCCACGAA
Haliotis rufescens (red abalone) is the source of this 1217-nucleotide messenger RNA. Its product is annotated as carbonic anhydrase 2-like. Gene Ontology annotation, cellular component: cytoplasm. The record is from RefSeq and is a predicted model, not a curated record. Gene Ontology annotation, molecular function: carbonate dehydratase activity; zinc ion binding. The transcript is spliced from 7 exons. The coding region runs from base 33 to 989 and encodes 318 amino acids. Lineage: Eukaryota; Metazoa; Mollusca; Gastropoda; Lepetellida; Haliotidae.